GUUCACUGUCGCCUUGACGCUCGUUGGGUUCUUAGUCGCCGGCCAUGGAGCGGCCGCCUUUGGCCCGGCGCCCCCCGGCCGCCUUCCUCCGGCGGCCGCCGCAGCCGACACACGCAGCACACGAGCGGCUGGACUUGUGGCACCUGGAGCUGCAGAAGUCGAUGCAGGCGGUGGCUGACGCCUUUGUGGACUUGUCGGUGAGCACCGACUCCGUGGAGAGGCUCUGGCAGUCCGCGCUGCAGAUGCGCUGCGAGUUCCUGCAGCACCAGCCCGAGGCGGUGAGUUCUGUGGCCGUGGCGGAGGUGAAGGAGAACUGGAUCGGGAAGCUCAGCCAGCUCUACUCCAAGCAGGUGAGGCGGCCCUUGGAGAAGAACGAGAUCGUCUACACCGUGGAGGACAAGGCGGCGGACGGCGCGAGUAUCUUCACCGCCACGGUGAGCGCCAUAGACUUCCGCGGUGGACCCUACAAGGGCGAGCCCAGCCGCUCCAAGAAGCUGGCGGAGCACUCGGCCGCCAGCGUGGCUCUCGACAUGGAGUUCGGGGGGGACGCAGUUGCCAUGACCUUUGCGAAGGUGAAGCAGGAGCCCGAGACAUUUCCGGAGCGAGGGGUGAAGAGGAACGCGGAGGAGGCGGUAGUGAGCCCCAAGCAGAAGCUCAACGAGCAGUUGCGAUUGCUGGUGGACAGGGAGAUCUCCAAGGAUUGCAUCGCGUAUCAUACCGACCAGGUGGAGGGCGUAUACCAGUCCUCGGUUUGCGUGGUGUGCUACGACAAUCAGACCUUCGCGGGGCAACCAGCUGCAAGCAAGAAGGAGGCGGAGCAGUCAGCUGCAGAGGCGGCUUUGGUGGCGCUGGAGGAUGUGCUGAGGCCAGCGGUGGAGGCCCAGCAGGAGAAGAAGCGCCGGAAGCUCGAGGAGAAGAGAAGAAGGGAUAAGGAACGCAAAGGAGGCAAUGGUGAAGCUGUCGACUAUGACUAAAUGGGCGCAGGAGGAUGAGGUGGCGGAUCAUUCGAUCAGGGGAGUUGUGAGGUGCGACGGCAGGCGCUUCC
This is a messenger RNA of Effrenium voratum, 1045 nucleotides long. The record is from the annotation of a GenBank genome assembly. Lineage: Eukaryota; Dinophyceae; Suessiales; Symbiodiniaceae.